This is a messenger RNA of Phytophthora infestans T30-4, 2742 nucleotides long. RefSeq lists its product as uncharacterized. Gene Ontology annotation, biological process: chromatin organization. Lineage: Eukaryota; Oomycota; Peronosporomycetes; Peronosporales; Peronosporaceae. Bases 1 to 2742 code for a protein of 913 amino acids. The transcript is spliced from 6 exons. The record is from RefSeq and is a predicted model, not a curated record. Gene Ontology annotation, cellular component: nucleus.
AUGGCUACAGUAGCCACUUUCGACGAGGAGUUCCCCCAGUUGACGUCCAGUGCCGCCGCUAAAACUACCAAGCGUAGGAUCACCACAACUCUGCUGACACCGAAGAACUCGACGGUGGUGACGCGCCCUGUUCCUGCUGCCAUCUCGUUCCCGCCGUUGGGUGCAUCUGAGACCACGAGACCCCCAGCUUGGGCCAAACAUUCGCUACUGGAGAAGCGCAUGGCCAAGGCUGCUGCGUCUGACUUUCAGGUCAACACGCAAGCAGCCAAGCUGUUGGGCUUCCUCAUCCGAGAGCGCUUCGUCAAGUCCACGUGCGCUGAGCUUCAGGUCCUCGUCGGUUUACUGUAUCGAGCAGACUGCACGUCCUGCAGCAGCCAAGACAACUCGCUUAAGUCCGAGUUCUGUUGGCGUACUCAUUGUCUCGACUUCGCGGAGAUUGUGUUCCUCGAGAUCGAAUCGGUGCUGAAACACUUGGGCGCUGACCUUCUGGGCCUCAUUAAGCAGAGCUUACGCGACGCCGAGGGCAUCUGUCAGGACCUGCUGGAGCGGCUGGAGCUGGCGUCUCGACGUCGCGAGGAGCUGCGAGUGGCCGAAAGCGCGCGAGUCGGCUGCCAGCUGCCAGUUGAGGUCAAAGCCAGCGCCGUGCGGGACUUUGCGCUGCCCUUCAACGAGGAAACGGACUCGCGCCUGCACUACCGGACGCCGGCCGAGUCGCUGCUGUACACGAAUCGAGAGAAGGUCCGCGACGGGUUCCUGAGCUUGUUACGGCAAUUCCAGCUCCAGCAGCACAGCUUGGUGGGCAUCGAGAACGCCGGCGUGGCCGCAGCAGCCAUCGCAGCCGCGCGCGAGCUGCUGACGGACGUGUCGCCCGAGAACAGAUGGUGGUUCGCCAAGUUCUUCGUCCAGGAGCUGGUGCAAGUGGGCUCGAACCCGUUCGGAGAGAGCGACAACGACCUCGUGCUGAAGAUCAUGGAGGACAAACUCGUGGUCAAGAACCCGGACCGACUGCGCAAGCUGCAUCGACGCUUUUCGAGUCAGAAACCAGCCACCAAUGGCAAAGGUAGCAACAGCAACUCUAAAAGUCGCCAGGAUGAGAGCGACGCGACGAGGCAGUUCACGGCCACGCUGGAGCAGAUGAAGCGCUACUUCACGGACAACCAGCUCUUCUUCUUCCACUUCCUGCACAGCUGCGACAGCUACGAGUUCUCCGAGCUGGUCAAGCACCAGCUCGAGCGUCAGUUCUACGCCAUCCGCGAGGCCGACUCGGCGUCGACGGACGCUCGCAAGGACUUCACCGAGGUGGUGCUGAGACUCAAAGUCGUGGCAAAGUUUCUGGGUUACCUCCGCUUCUCGCCGCAGUGGCAAGUGACGUCGUCGAUCCGCAAACUUUCCGCUCAAAACGCGGCCAUCCAAGCGGUCGAGCGAGAGGGAAUCAGCACGCUCCAAGUGGCUCGGAACGCCAGUCUGGACGUCAAGAAGCUGCUGGAAGACAGUAUCCGAACUGUAGCCAUCUCCAAGUGCCUCCCGUGGCUAAGCGACUAUCUGUCCAUGCUGUCUCUCGACCGACUGUCGCUCGGUACGACGUACUUCAAGCAGCUUGUGGUGCUGCUGCAGCUCUUGUAUCGCUCGCCACGGCUGGAUUCUCUGGGCGAGACGGGGCUGUACAUGGCCAUACAGAUCGAGCGGAUCUUCCUCGUGCUACGCUUGGAAGAUGGCUUCAUUCGAGGCAGCGCCUACCAGUCUCGAGACCUGCUGCCGUCGCCAGAGAUCCGCGACGCUCUCGCACGUGACGACGAAGCGUUGGACGCGGGGGAAGACCGUCUGCCGUUCCUGUACAGUCAAGUGUUUGUCCAGAGCUGCGUCAGUGAGUUGGAGGAUCUACGAGGCUUCCUGCAGACUCGAGCACAGCCGACUCGACGCCGGAAACUUUCGAUUGGCUCUGGGUCGACGACGGCGGGUCAGCCGGCCACUCCGAUCCGCAAACUGCGUCCUCUCCAGGUCGUAAUUGAGGACGACUCGGGCGCGCAGACGGCCGACCACCUGGCCGACGCCGUGUUCAAGGUGCAUCCAAAGCUGAAGGCGACCGUGGAGUUUGUGGUGGGGAACGUGACGACCGACGUCUGUGAGCACGUGGUGACGCGUGUCGUCACGUCUCGAGCGGAUGUGCUCGUUGACAGGUGCGCGUCGGAGAGCGGUUUACUUGCGGGCAGAGCAAAUCCCACGUCGGCGUCGACGGAAGACGCGGCGUUCGCUGCCAGAGCCUCGUUCCAGAUGCUCAUCACGUCCCAGACUCGUCACGAGGCCAACGCUGCUGUCGUGGCCGCUCUGGACGAAGCUCUGCGUCUAGCAGAAGAGCGAGUGAGUGCGGCUGUGCCCCCGCUCAUGCCUCCCUGGUCGCAUCCGACGCUGAUCCACUCGGUCGUGUUCGUGGCACGGCAACGCACUCGAGCAGCGCUGAAAACGCUCGUACCCAGGAGCGCCCAGACCGCGUUCGUCAAGCGCGUGGCGUUCCGCAACAAGACCCUACUGAAGGAUCUGGGGCGCGGCAUCCAAGACGACAGCGCUUCUUGCGGACUGGGAGGCCAGACCUCGAGACUUUUGCAGUGCGUGGCGCAGUUCACCAGCUCGUUCAAGGACGGCGUGGCCGCUGGCGUCUUGGUCGCGUCUCCGGUAGCGCUGGUGCUCUGGGAUGUCGUCUGGCGAGCGGUCACGUCCUGCGUAAAGACCGUGUGGAAGCAGUAG